CAAGAACCGACUGAGUUGUCUAGAGACGCUUAUGGAUCCUGAGGUUGCCAUGUCCGAUGCGGAAAAAGGGAAAAGCAUCCUUGAGAGACUGCAGAGGGACAGCUUCUUUGCUGAUCAGUGCUGGGAUGCUAGCCAUGUGCACACUCUUGGUCAAAUGACGUUUGUCCGGGACACUAUGCUGAGCUUGCAGAGAACCCCCGAUGCUGUCCAAUCCCUGGCGCAACAGCACAAGGACUCCAUUCAAGUGCUGUCAACUGUGGCCCAGGCUGUUACAAAAGAAUGUGUGGAGUGGAAAGCCAAUGUUACCGCAUUGGCCAAAGCCCGUGAUGCAGAGGAGAAGGCGCUUCAAGCCCAGCUCAAAAAACAAGCCGACAAAGAGAAAAGGGAAGCUUUGCGAGAGGAGCAGAAGCUGGCAAAGGCAAAGGCGAAGCAGAUUGAGAAGGAGAAGAAAGCUGCUGCCGCAGAAGCAAGGAAAGCGGCCCAGGCCCAGACACCUCCAAAUCCUGAAGAGCCUCAGCCGCAGGAUCCAAGAAGGAGGCGGAAGCGCGUUGAUGCGGAAAUCGGAGAGCAGGACCCCACACUUGUGCAAGCGGUUGCAGACAAAACGUGGCCGUCUUCUUGUGAAUUGGCACUUCAUGAGAGUCCGGAGAAGUUGGCCCAAUUCAUCGCCGCAUCUGCUGGAAUGGUUGCAGGAGUGGCACGCUGCAGAAAAACAGCCUUGAAGAAAGUGAUGGAGGCAAGUCCUGGGUUUGCAGCUGACAGCAUCACGUCCGUUGCCAAGUUCUUGGCCAAAGAGAUCACCAAGUUUGGUGCUGAUUUUGCAUCAAAGCUUGAGGCAGGAGGUGUGGUCGAGAGGCAGUCCAGGGUGGUGGAAGCCCCGCCUUAUGUCUUGGGCAUGGAUGCAGUGAUUCAACAUGAAUGUGACAGUCAAGAGCAAGUGUCCCUCCAAUUUAUGGAUCGGGAUGCUCUCCUGAACCAGCUUCGCAGCCACCCUUCUUGUCCGCAAGAUGCAGAUGCCUUCCAGAAACUUCACAGCAAGUUCACUGGUGUAUCCAUUUGUGGCUCCAAGCAGGGAAGUUACUUUGCAGGUUUUGCCCCCUGUGGAAUGCCAGCUGUCUACUACCAGAUGGCAGGAGAGAGGACCAUUGCUGUCAUCGACAUUGCUGAAGCAGAACAAUGGUGCCGGGACUCCGCGUGCGAGUCUUUGGAGACAAUUGAGCAACAGCAGGCUGCCCAGUCUGAGCCCAUCUCUGUCAAGCAAAUCGUUGAUUUUGUCACCCACCACUGGACUGGUGACUUACCAUCAUUGGCUUCAUUGAAAGGUGGAAAGCUUCUGGUGGGGGACGUUCUCUUUGUACCUGCUUGCUCCCUUCUGGUGGAGAAGUCGACCAAGACCCACAACAUCUACGUGAGGGCUCUGGGUAGCUGUGUCAACAGCAGAUGCGAGCGACUGUUUGAGUCCUACAUGAGUGUCCACAAAACGGACUUGAUCGCAGAAGUUGUGUCCGCCCAUGUCCGGAAUUUGAGCUUUGCUUCGCCAGUCCGCUUGGAGGAUGCAGGUUCUGCGGCUCUUGGCUUCGCCAGAAAGCCUGAGCCUCCUCAGCCUGUGCCUGAGCGUCCAUGUCCACCUGCACCCUUGCCCGAUGCACAUGAACCUCUUCAAGCGCCAAAGACAGAAGAGUUGGAUGUUGAGGUGUUUGCCGGUUAUGACAGGGAAAAGCUACAUGCAUAUUUUGAAGAGCAUCUUGAGCAAGAGGAAGAAUGGGAGGAGCAUGUUGCAUUUGCCAGACGGACCAAUCUCUUUGACCUUUUCAUCCAAAAGCAGAUCAGUGAGGGCGCCGAAACCGAUUUCAAGGAAGUGUGGUGUGAUGCUGAAGUCUCAGACCCGAUUGAAGAUAUCGUUGCCUGGUAUGAGUUUCUUGGGUCAGAGCAAGCAAAGCAUGGUUCUGUCGCAGGGGCCAUAGAGGCCAUGAAGGCUGAACAGCAAAUGAUGGCUUGCCCAGUGGUCGAACAACCCAAGAGCAAAGCAAAGGUUGUCAAGAAGAGAGUGAUCGUGCCUCCUGGGUGGGACCAGAAGAUUGUGCAGGCUAAAGAAGCUGGGCUUCUCUUUGAUACUUCUUCCUGGAAGGAGUUGUCUGAACGCACAGAGGUUCUAGAAGAAGAAGAGAGAGCCAAGAAGGCUGCCAAGAUGGCUGACGAGGCUGUCCCAGAUCCUGAUGCCCUGACUAUGGCCCCCAUCUCUCAGGUCAAGACAGACGCCUUGUUUGGCAGGAAUCCUGAACAUUCUGGUGAGCCAACUUCCGUGCCAACGCCGGAAGUCACUCCUGCCGCUGUUCAG
Messenger RNA from Durusdinium trenchii, 2338 nucleotides. The record is from the annotation of a GenBank genome assembly. NCBI's taxonomy places the organism in Eukaryota, Dinophyceae, Suessiales, Symbiodiniaceae.